AUGUUAUGUACCGUCUGUCAAGAUCUCCCAAAGCUAGGGGAGGAUGAACGAACCGUCCGCAAGACCCAUCACCGCACAUACGCCAGCCUGCAGCACUCUAUCGAGAUAGGCUGCUACAUGUGCCAAAGGCUGUGGAACUCACUCUCCGCCGAACAAAAGGUUCUGGUUUCAGCCUUUUCUAUCGACGAGGAUAAGAUGGAAAUUGAGUCAGCGUCAGGUGAAUCUGGAUUUUCAGUAAUAUCUUUAGAAAAGUUCUAUCCAGAGACGUAUCAUUUGAAAAUUGUCGUCCAAUGUUUGUCAGGACAAGCAAGAUAUUAUGGAUGUAGUGAAUUUUUGCAGUCUUUCAAGGGCUCCUUAAGAGCCAUGACACACGGAGAAAUUGACGAUCUUUCUCCGAGCACAAAAUCAGCCAGCACGCUGACCCUCGCUCAGAAAUGGAUUGCAGACUGCACAGCAAACCAUCCCCGAUGUAGCAUACUCGAGAAGAGGACAAGAUGGUAUCCAACACGUCUACUUGACUGUGGGAAGUCCACGACCUUAGAAGGGCUGACAACAGAGAACUACUCCCAACUCAGCGAUGAGAUCGCGCUAUUGAGUCUACCCAAGCUAUACCAAGAUGCUGUAUAUAUUGUGAGAGUCCUGGGGAUUAGAUAUCUGUGGAUUGACUCUCUUUGUAUCAUUCAGCAAGGUGACGAUUCCACGGAUUGGCGGCACGAAAUCACACUUAUGAGCGACGUGUACCUGAAUACGUUUUGCAACAUAUCUGCAGCCGAUGCCCCAGAUAGUAACCAUUCCAUAUUUUAUUCUAGGGACCCUAGCCUCGCUCGCCCAGAAAUUUUGAACCUCGAAGUUGGUAGUCUCUGCACCCCUUACCACACUCGGGACUCAUAUUUCUGGAAGGAUGAAUGUUCCAAUGCUCGAAUAAACACUCGGGCCUGGGUCCUCCAAGAACGGCUUCUGUCCCCACGUCUUUUGCACUUUGGUGCAAAUCAAGUACUGUGGGAAUGUCGUGAGAAGGAUGCUGCAGAGAUCUAUCCCAACGGUCUGCCACGGGACUUUGUCUCACCUCUUAGGCCGUUUAAAAGUAUUUUUCAUGGGAGUUCGUCAGAAAGCUUGACUCAAGGUAGUCUUGCCGGGUACGAGAUUUGGAUCACCAUAGUUCAGGCUUACACAGCUUGUAAACUCACUUUUCCUAGCGACAAAGUGGUAGCUCUUUCUGCUAUAGCGAAGGUGAUGGCUAACAUUCUCGAUGACGAGUAUGUAGUUGGAAUGUGGCGUCGCUACUUGGAGCGUGAACUGCUAUGGGGUUUGAUAGAUAAACCCAUGGCAUCGGACGAAGACAUUCAGACUGGAUCGGAAUCAUACCGUUCGCCGAGUUGGUCAUGGAUGGCCACGAAUAAAAGAGUUAGGCCUGGGAGGGUAGACGUUGAGCCAGAAGAUAUGUUGAUUGAAGUUGAAGAUCUUAAAUUGAGUUAUUCAAUGCACAGCAACGCUGGUUUGGUGCCUGGAGGAUGGUUGCGUCUGCGGGGUAUGCUCAAGACUCUGAAGCUAUUGCGCAACCCUGAUAAUUCUGAGCCCGGUCGGCCUGCUAACAUUUGGGUUAUGGUCGUCGGUGGAGUGCCUUUGGCUAUCAACGGAAGAAGAGGGCGGGAACGGCAGCCCGAAGUUGCUUUCGAUCAUUUCCACCACGAUUUUGAUAAGCAGAACGCAGACGGGACUCUGUAUUGCAUGCCAGCGAAAUACAAGAAUAAAAAAAUAUUCUAUGUCCUGUUGCUGGAGGCGGUUGAUCAAGAGCGAGCUACCUUUCGUCGGAUAGGACUUGGAUGCACGGGGGCAAGCGCUCUAAGAUCCCACAUCCACCACAUCAUGACAUCCUAUGACAACCAGCCAGAGCACCUGUGUGCGCACUACUUGUGUCGGGAUGGUUUACAUUCGGUGAAAAUCAUAUGA
Glarea lozoyensis ATCC 20868 is the source of this 1950-nucleotide messenger RNA. RefSeq lists its product as uncharacterized. NCBI's taxonomy places the organism in Eukaryota, Fungi, Ascomycota, Leotiomycetes, Helotiales, Helotiaceae. The transcript is spliced from 3 exons. Bases 1 to 1950 code for a protein of 649 amino acids. The record is from RefSeq and is a predicted model, not a curated record.